UCAACAACAGCUGGCGAAACGACUCACGAUCAGUUGAUUCGAUUCCGACGAGUCACCGAGGUCACUGAAAUGCCGCCAGUCGAAAUGCGGUUGAAAAGAGGGUCGAAAAGCGGCCGGUGUGUGCUACUCCGGGCCGUCUUCGCUACGCCGAGACGCUGUGGAGCGCUCCACAGGGUGAUGACGUGCCAUUAAGAGAACGGCUACUUGUCAAUAUUGCUCGAUUAGGCUGAAACACUGAAACAGCGAAAAUGUCGAGUCCUCAGCAAAAAAAGAAGCAUCUGUACGUCAGUACCGACAAGCACCGGUGGUGGAAAGAGGCGGUGGUUUAUCAGGUAUACCCUGCGUCGUUCAAGGACACCAAUGGUGAUGGCUGGGGAGAUGUGCCCGGUAUUACAGAAAAACUCGACUACCUGAAAGACUUGGGUGUCGAUGUUAUCUGGGUCUCGCCAAUUUACAAGAGCCCGCAGGCUGACAUGGGCUACGACAUUGCCGAUUACGAAGACAUUGACCCAAGCUACGGAACGUUGCAAGAUGUCGACAACCUGAUCAAAGAGAUCAAGAAGCGUGACAUGAAGCUCGUCAUGGACCUCGUUGUGAACCACACAUCUGAGGAGCACGCCUGGUUCCUCGACUCGCGAUCUUCCAAGGAAUCGUCAAAGCGAGACUGGUAUAUCUGGAAGCCCGCGAAGUACGACGCAGAUGGAAACCGUCAGCCACCGAACAACUGGGCCCAAAUUCUUGGCGAGGCCAACUCUGCAUGGACAUGGGACGAGAAGACCCAGGAAUACUACCUUUCGCUCUUCACGCCUGAGCAACCAGACCUGAACUGGGAGAAUCCUGCAGUACGAGAGGCUGUUCACGAUGUGCUUCGCUUCUGGCUGGAUCGCGGUGUUUCUGGCUUCCGCAUGGAUGUGAUCAACCUGAUCUCGAAAGUGCAAUCUUUCGGCGAUGCUGAAAUCAAGGUCGAGGACAAUAAGUAUCAGCCAGGCGACAAGUUUUAUGCCAACGGGCCCCGGUUGCACGAGUUUCUCAAGGAGAUCAACCGCAAGGUUUUGUCGAAGUACGACACCCUUACAGUCGGUGAGAUGCCGUUCGUCCGAGAUGAAGACGAGAUCAUUCGUGUUGUCGGUGCUGAGAACGAGGAACUCAACAUGAUCUUCGCUUUCGACAUCGUGGAUAUCGACAACGUGCCCGGCGACUUCAAGUACACGCUUCACCCUUGGGAUGCGCGCGAUCUCAAAGAGAUCAUCAAUCGUUUGCAACGCCUCAUGCUGGAGCGAGACGGGUGGAAUUCGAUCUUCAUUGAGAAUCACGACCAGCCUCGCAGCGUCAGCAGGUAUACAGACGACAGCGACGAGUUCCGUGAGUAUGGCGCCAGGUUGUUGUGUUUGAUGCAGACUACCCUCGCUGGCACCAUGUACGUCUACCAAGGUGAAGAGAUCGGCAUGCGCAACGUUCCUCCAAGCUGGGAGCCGUCCGAGUACAAGGAUAUCGAGAGUGUCAACUUCUUCAAGAAGUAUCAGGACAUGUAUUCCGGCAAUGAAGAGAAGCAAGCUCUAGCACGCAAGAUUAUGCAGAAGAAAUCACGCGACAACGCACGUACACCCGUCCAAUGGACCGCCGAACCCCAUGCUGGGUUCACAUCAGCCAAUGCCAAACCCUGGAUGCGCGUAAAUGAUGACUACAAAACCGUCAAUGCCAAGGCACAGCUGGACAAUGCCAAUCCCUCACCAGGCUACCUAUCCGUUCACGCCUUCUGGAAGCGCGGUCUCGAAUAUCGAAAGGAAAACAAAGACGUCUUCGUGUACGGUGAUUUCGAGGUGCUGGAUCUGGAAGACAAGAAGGUCGUUGCGUACAAGCGCUGGAGUGAGAAGAACGCUUUUGUCACGGUGCUUAACUUCAGCGGCGAGAAUGUUGCUUGGGACAAACUGGGUGAUCUCAAGGUCAAGAAGUGGGUUGCUGGUAAUUAUGAUGAGACGGAGAUCGAUAGCAAGGCGAAGAGUGGAACGCUUGACUUGAGGCCUUGGGAGGCGCUUCUGGGUUUGGUAGAGUAAGCUGCCUCUGACGUUAUA
This is a messenger RNA of Macroventuria anomochaeta, 2072 nucleotides long. RefSeq names its product glycoside hydrolase family 13 protein. The record is from RefSeq and is a predicted model, not a curated record. Bases 249 to 2054 code for a protein of 601 amino acids. Gene Ontology annotation, molecular function: alpha-amylase activity. The transcript is spliced from 3 exons. Gene Ontology annotation, biological process: oligosaccharide catabolic process. NCBI's taxonomy places the organism in Eukaryota, Fungi, Ascomycota, Dothideomycetes, Pleosporales, Didymellaceae.